ACCCGGGCGUCCCACCAGGAUGGUCAGUUUGUUUCUGAGCCGCUGCUUCUUCAGGCUCCUCCCACCGCUCUGCUGGGGACGAAACAGGUGCCGUAAACCUCGUCCAAAGUCCGGGAUGGAUAACAGCGUGUGGGUGGGCUCUUGGCGACCCCACCGACCCCGGGGCCCCAUUGCAGCACUCUACAGUGGUCCUGGGCCCAAGUACCAGCUGCCCCCUAGCACCGGUUAUAAGAUGCACGACCCAUCCCGUUUCCGGGCACCUGCCUACACAUUCGGCACCAAGAUCCCCGCACACCACGUGACGUGUGGCCCCGGCCCUGGGCACCUCAUCCCGCAGCGCAUGACAGUUCGGGGCCCCGACGGCGGGCCUGCCUUCUCCAUCUACGGGCGGCCCCGAGAUUGCCGCCUGUUCCGCACUCCGGGCCCUGGUCUCUACUUUCCAGAGCGAGCCACCCAUCUCACAUUCCCCAAAGCCCCCAGGCAUUCUAUGGCGGGCCGUGCCAAAGACUUUCAGGAGGACCGGACCCCCGGCCCCGCAGCCUACACGGUUCCCUCGCUCUUGGGCUGCCGUCUGAUCGACAAGGCUUCGGCUCCCACUUACUCCAUCUGUGGCCGACGUGCUACGGGCGGCUUCUGCCAAGACCUGAGCAAGACCCCGGGCCCCUGCGCUUAUCACGAGGUGAGUCCCGGCGUGUACAAGACCAGGGCUCCACAGUAUACAAUGCAACCCCGCACUUCCCUGCCGCAGGACAACUCUGUGAAGCCUGGUCCAGCAGCCUACCAUCCUCAAAAGUAUCGCCAAGCACCCGGUCCCUCCUUCGGGAUCCGCCACUCUGCAUACGAAGCCCCGCUCAUCGUGGAUCCACAGGAUUGAUUACUGUGAGGCCGGGCAGGCAAGACCCCACUCCCCACUCUCCCGUAAAGCGUCCUGGCCCAGACCCGCCUCUGUCCACUUGUCCGGCCACCCCCAUCC
Phascolarctos cinereus (koala) is the source of this 973-nucleotide messenger RNA. RefSeq names its product ciliary microtubule associated protein 1B (gene CIMAP1B). Gene Ontology annotation, cellular component: cytoskeleton. NCBI's taxonomy places the organism in Eukaryota, Metazoa, Chordata, Mammalia, Diprotodontia, Phascolarctidae. The record is from RefSeq and is a predicted model, not a curated record.